Messenger RNA from Daldinia caldariorum, 2745 nucleotides. RefSeq lists its product as uncharacterized. Bases 165 to 2726 code for a protein of 853 amino acids. The transcript has 2 exons. NCBI's taxonomy places the organism in Eukaryota, Fungi, Ascomycota, Sordariomycetes, Xylariales, Hypoxylaceae. The record is from RefSeq and is a predicted model, not a curated record.
AAGUAUACCACAAAUAUUAAACAUAUCUGUGGAUAGGUAUACAUAUGUCGCGAAUCUGUCGCUUCGGUACCUAAGCACUAUUAUUACCCAAGCCGGGCGCGAGAAGAUAGAUCAAGAGAUCUGAACCAAAGUUGGUGUACAAAAAUCUUGCUCCCCCAUCUAAGAUGGGAAUACUUUCCAGCCCAUUACGUUCCCGCGAGGGUCGCCAAUCCCAAUUACCUCUUUACGAAAAUGUACAUUCGACGAGCAAGGAACGAGAUUCAAACGACUCUUACGACUAUUCUUCUACUUCAUCCCCUGACACCAAUGAUUCAAAAUUCACAAGCGCUUCCACUUCAGCAACCCCCAUCAUGCCCAAGAGAUCAUUUCCAGUUCCUCGCAAACCCCGCCAACCGCUCAGCUACCGUCUACCAAACAAGGUUGUCCGGUAUCUUUGCUUUGGCUUAAUCUUUUUUAUUCUCUCCAUGGUAUUCUCCCUCAUCCGGGCGAGCCACAAUGAGAACAGGGCUCUGGCAGAAGGUAGGAUCGACAGGCCUCCUUCCACGCCUCCUUCGUGGGAGAAAUACCCAUUCCUUACGAGAUAUUACGGUGGUAUUAGGAAUUUAGUACCUUUCUCUCAAAAUACCCCCGAGUAUCCCCGGUCCAAAGAUGAACAGCCCAUCGACAAGUUGUCCUAUGUCAACACCACCAACUUGAAGUCUGACGUCGACGAGCGGAACUUGCCUGCCAGCAAGGAAUAUAUUCGGUACCCUACAAGCGUCUUCCAACAAACUCCUGAACAGUUUCAGGAAUGCUUCAUCGACAAGGCGAACAAAGUACGUGUGCCUCCUAUUCGCUACUACGAGGGUCGUCCCAACGGUUUCCCCGAACCGGUACUUGGUUCCUAUGAGCUCCUAGGUCUUCCCGAGGAUAUCUGCUUCGAGCGCUAUGGCCGGUAUGGACCAUAUGGUUUUGGCUAUUCCGUCAGGUCUGGUGGUCUCGGCACUGGGGAACACGGUGAAAAAGAAGGGUUCGAGGCUACCUGGGAAAAAGUACCCCAAGUCGACUGGAAAGGCACAGACUGGGCGGAUGUUCAGAGACGGUGCUAUCAGACAAAUGCUGCGCGUUAUAAGAAAGUACCCCCCAGGCAGCCUUCUCCUCAUGGAUUCUACAUCAACGAGGAUAUUGCUACCACGAAGCUCCAGUCGCGAGACUCUUCGGUUUCCGAGUCGUCCAAGUCGCCAGCCGAUAAGACAGACAAGACAGACAAGUCAGCUGAUGAAAAGAGCUCGGUUUCAACCCCUCAAAGUGCAUCAACAGGGAAACAGUUACCAAGGACCGCUGUAGUUAUCCGAUGCUGGGAUGAAUACUUCUGGAGGGAAGAGGAUAUCAUGAACAUCCGCUCCCUGAUCAGCGAGUUGGUGCUGGCAUCCGGCGGUCGAUAUGAUGUUCAUCUGCUCGUUCAAGUCAAGAAUGACGCCGCACACCCAAUUUGGGCAGAUGCAGAGGUGUACCGACGACGAAUUGAAGAAACCAUCCCGGAAGAAUUCCGGGGCAUUGUAACGUUCUGGACGGAAACACAAAUGCUGUCGCUCUACCAGGGAAUUUUCGAUCUUUUUGCUCGUGGCCCAGAUCUGCCCGUUCACGGCGUCUACCGUGGCUUGCAAAUGGCUAUGCAACAUUUUGCCUAUUUACAUCCAGAAUACGACUAUUACUGGCAGUGGGAGAUGGAUAUUCGAUAUAUCGGCCAUUACUAUGACCUGUUUACUAAGAUAGAGAAAUGGGCAAAGGAGCAGCCCCGAAAGGGUCUCUGGGAACGAAACGCCCGGUUUUACCUACCUUCUGUCCAUGGAACUUGGGAGGACUUCAAACAGAUGGCACGUGUGCAGACCGAAAUGGGCACUACAGGUGCCGAUAACAUUUGGGAUAAUGUUCCUGGAGCCAACAAGCAGGCGCAGUCUGGUCGUGGCGAAAAGCCUAUUUGGGGACCUGAAAGACCCAAAGAUCCUAAAGACUGGUUUGAGCCGGAUGAUGACCCCGUGCCGGAGACAACCUACAAAACAGAUAAAUAUGUAUGGGGAGUUGGCGAAGAAGCUGAUUAUAUUACGUUCAAUCCCAUGUUCGAUCCUGAAGGCACUACUUGGGGUCUAGCCGACGACAUUACUGGUUAUAAUACCACAGGUGGCAAUGGAAUGCCACCUCGCAGAGCUCAGAUCAUCACAGCAUCGCGCAUGUCUCGCCGACUGCUCUUGAAGAUGCACCGGGAGACUGCCUUCCUAAAGCAUCAUGCUUUCCCAGAAAUGUGGCCCGGCACUGUCGCUUUACAGCAUGGUUACAAGGCCGUAUUUGUACCACAUCCUCUUUACGUGGACCGCGAAUGGCCUACGAACGUCUUCGAGAGAACACUCAACAAUGGCAAAAACGGAGCUACCGGAGGAUCCCGUACAUCUGUCUUCGGCCAGCGUGAGCAUAACCUCAUAGGUCUCACUUGGUUCUAUAACUCAGGUUUCGCACCCAACUUGUAUCGCAGAUGGCUUGGGUUGAAGGUCAACAAUGAUGGAGGCGAGGAAUUUGAGUUGACUGCGGACGAGAGCAAGAACGGCACUAGCGUCAAUGAAAUGCGUGGCGGAGAGGGGAGAAUGUGUCUACCGCCCAUGUUACUUCACCCAGUGAAGGACGUCGAGUUGCCGGUUGAAGCCAACCCGGAAGAACAGCUCGAGAUUCCGGAAUCUGACCCCGGCGCUUGAGCACAGUAAAUACGUAUUG